Molecule: messenger RNA, 4033 nt
Organism: Magallana angulata
Lineage: Eukaryota; Metazoa; Mollusca; Bivalvia; Ostreida; Ostreidae
Product: protein phosphatase inhibitor 2-like
Exons: 4
Coding region: 176-763 (195 amino acids)
Biological process (GO): regulation of signal transduction
Molecular function (GO): protein phosphatase inhibitor activity
Source: RefSeq, a predicted model, not a curated record
UUACUUUGAUUCGCCAGGAGAUCGAUAGUGUCACUUCUAGUUUGAUUGGUGGAUAUCUCCAGUAUAAAUAAAUCAUCUGCAUAUUGGUCUGUGACUCCCUAAACUUCUGCGGAUAUCUCAAAAGUGGACAUCGAUAUAUAUUCAUGGACGUUUUAUUGAAUUAGGAACUAACGAUAUGGCGACCGAAGAAAAAAAGAAACCUGUGAAAGGAAUUUUGAAGUCAUCUUCCAGUUUUGACCAUGAGAAGCACAAGGAGCAGAAGGAUAAACAUGAUAAAGAAAUGAAGUGGGAUGAGAUGAAUAUAUUAGCAACUCAUCAUCCACCUGACAAGGACUAUGGUCACAUGAAAAUUGACGAGCCCCCUACGCCCUACAGCAAAUCCUCAGACGUGGAAGAUGAUGACGAAGAUGAAGAUGAAGAUAAAAGUGCCGGGGGGUCAGGGAUGGGGGAUAUCUUACCUGAGGACAUUGCCAACAGGCUUGCUGAGACACAGAGACCUCGAGCUACCUCUUUCAGUGAGGGCGAUGAAUCCUCAGAGGAUGAGAAUGAGACAGAGGAAGAUAGAGCAAAAAAACACCAGUUUGAACAGAAAAGAAAGUUGCACUAUAAUGAAUUUCAAGCUGUCAAACUUGCGAAGCAGUUGAUGGAAGAGGAAGAAGAGGAAGAUGAAGAAGAUGAAAAUAAUGAAGAAACCACCAAAAGUGAAGUCAUACAACCAAUGGAGGAAAAUAGUGCUAGUAAUAGUUUACAAGAAUCCAGUUAAUUCAAGGCUUAGGAACUUGAAAUCAAAUUGUAUGACAAAAUUAGUUACUGCAAAAAAUUGUCACAGAAUGUAUAGCCAAACUUGCUGAUUCUUUUUUUGUCUGUCAGAUUAAGGACAUUUUGUAUGUAAGGGAACUUAUUUUAACAUCUUAAUGGAGAAUGUUUUUAUCCCAUGACUCCGCAUCAGAUUGCAAGAAAAACAAACAUGGGAUACAUUUUUUGCAGGUACUUUAAAAAAAUAUUUGGACAUUUUCUUGUCAAAUUGAAGUAUCUUGUACCUUGUAUAAUUAUGGAAAAUCAAUAUCAUAUGUAGAUUACAAACCAAACUACAAAUAAUAUGCAUGUAAAAUGAUAUGCAUGUAUAGGGCUUUUUAUGAAAAAUAUAUGUUAUUGAGAAGACGUUUAAAGAAGUAUAAAUAAUUAUGAUUCAGUUAACCGGUAUUACAGAAUGCAUAAUACAUAUUACAUGUACUUUUACAUGGAUCGUAGAGUGAACAGGAUGAGUGGAGCCCAACAGUAUCUUAAGGUACUUCACUACACCUAGACUUAUACUUUUUAAGACAGUAUGUCACAAGAUGGUGAUUUGAAUGUUUUGUUAAACUGUAUCAAUCGAUUCAGGUGUAUAUUGUCAUAGCACAGUGGUUAAAGUAUCAGGCUUGAGAACCGCAGAUCAUGAGUUCGAAUCCGCCUGGGCUUUUGUUUAUGUGUACUGAAUGAAAUUUUUGAAAAUAUCAUUUUUUAUCCAAAAUUGCACAUUUUUUCUCCUAUUUGACAUAUAUACUUCUUAUCCAUUAUGCUUUCUAUCAUAAUCCAGUAAUUUUCUGCUGAUUGGAGAAAAUAUUUCAAGGUGUAGUGAGGCACCUUCACUGGGGGAUUUAAUGAAUGUGUGUUUGUUUGGGCACAUUAGAAUUGGGACAAAUGAAAGUCACAAUGACUUUAGUGGUGUAUUUAUUCAUUUGCAUUAAGUGCAAAUGAUUAUUGUCUUGAGUCCCAACCAUUUUUUUUUUGGCAAGGCAAAUAGUACCAGAUAUAGCAGCUACAAAACCAGAAACCAUGCAAUAUAGGAACUUAGUAAUUGUCAUUCAUUUUCCACUCAUUUUAACAUUAAGAAUCAUAUUUUACACUAGGAACAUUGUCUCUAUUAAAUAUGUGACAUAAAAAAGCAUAUCAUAGUUGAUAAUUCAUUAAUCCAUAAAGCAUUUUUCUUUAUGUCAGUUAACAUUUAAUUUGUCACUGGUAAUUAAAAUCUAAAGGAUAUAUUGUAACAUUAAUUUUGGAAUACACAUAAAAUUUCCUGAUGUACAAUAAAUCUUCAAAUUAAUAUAUGUCAUUACUCAUUAAGAUGAAAAAAUAUUGAUACAUUUCCAUUAGUUUGUGUGUGUGUGUAGUCAUAAAUGCUUUAAGAAUGUUUUUAAGAUGCUUUCUUCCAUUAAUAGUGUACAUAUAGUUAUGCUUUGAUAAAGAAAAUCUCAUUUAAGUCAUCAGCAUUUUUGAACUUCUGGACAUGAUCAAGAAUAUUUGAUGACAAAUCAUGUCAUACAUCUACAUGUGAUGACUGUGUACUUUAUUUUUAGUUCAAAAUGCAUCAUUCUCCAUAUUUCUUAUUUUGCAUUACAUAUAUUUAUAGUAGUCUAAUUAAUUGUGUAACACUUUAGCAGGUUUAUUUACACCAGAAUAAUUAGUACAGUCAAACUUUGUUAUCUUGAACUCGAUGGGACUGUUUGAUAACUUCGAGAUAUCGAGGGUAAAAUACAUAAAAAAGAAGUGGUUGGGAGUUACAAAUCACCUUUUUAUAUCCAUUUUAUUCGAGAUAUCGAUCAGUGUUCCAGAUAUCGAGGUUCAACUGUAUUUAAAUAUCAUAGGAGUAUUCAGGGAAUUAACUAGACGGCAAGGCUGUUUAUUGAAAAAAAAAUUUUAUUUACUAUUUAAUGGUGAAUGUACAUGUACAUAUACUACCUGUGACAUUUUUUCAUCAGAAAUUUAAUUUGAUUUUAAUAUAGUAUAUUUGAGUAUAAAGUAGACACUAGUAAUUUUUGUUUUUUCCCCAAAUGAGACAGUGCUGGAUUUGUUGAAAAAAUUAUUACCAUGCAUUGCUGUGUUAGAACCAUUUUAACAAGAGCUUGAACUUUGGGUAGUUGUGUCAAACGGCAAUGUGACGUAGGCCUGUCUAUUUCAUUGUAGGACACUCAGCCAUGGCUCUUUGAAAUCAACAAGAUUUGUCUGGCUUUUGAGCUAAGACUAUAUACGCAAUCGUUGUACAUUUCGCUUGAAACCAGCGUCAUUUUAACUAAUAUGUCCUGACACAAGAAUAGUCACGUCCUUCUGAAAGUCAAAUGCCUUGUUAAAAUGGUUUUAAUAUAUUUCAUUGUAACAUUUACUUUCUUUCAUUUUUCAAUGUGUAUAAAUUGUAUGGUAUGUAUGCGUGCUGCUUUAUUUUUUUUUCCGUUAUAUUGCUUUGAAGGCUAUGGUAUGUUUAAUGAUUACAUUUGCUUGCACCAAAAGCUUCUGUUAUACUAAUUUGUAGGUAAUCAAUGCAAUGUGUAGAUCAAUUCAGUUUGAAUUUCCUCUUAUAGGAAGUCUAAGCUAGUUAAAUGUGAUUAACUUUGUAAAAUUGAGAUAAAAUGGAGCCAUCUUUCAUUUACUCGUAAUAGGCACAGUAUAAACAUCACUGAUAUGCUGCAUUCAUUCAUCACUUAAAAAUUUUGUGCUUAAUUUAUUGUGUGAAGUUUAUUUAGCAAUAAAUUAAAUGUAAAUUUGUUUAUCUUUCUAAAAGUAAAUAAACAGUGACCUCAUGAUCUGUGUAAACAAGAAUAUGUAGCUGCAUGGUGAGGGCAUAUCAUUGCGAUAGUAUGUCUUUGAUGCUGUUCUUUCUAUCGAUCAUACGGUACUUAAGGGCAUACACAUUGUCCUGUCCAAGUGUUUGUUGACUGGUUGUUCUUUUCUGUAGGUGUAUGGAUAUGCAAACAUUUGUUUUUACCUGUAAUUCAGAACCAUUUGGGUUUUUUUUUGUGAUUUUUUAAGGAAUUCAAUAUUUCUAAGAAUGUGUUGCGCAUUGAUUACACUUUAUUAGUAAUAAUGGAGCGUGAUCUUUGCAUGUUUUGAAAAGUAUUGCAAUUUAUUGUUUAAAUUUUUUUUAUCCUAGCUGUUCGAAUUUUUUGUUUGAUAAUGUGGGCUGAUGGUGCAAGAAAUGUAUUACCAAAUUGUAAUAGUUUUGAUAAAUAUAAUGUGAAUUAUAUCAAAGUUAUUAAAAUAUAGUAGAAUUUGAAAAAAA